This is a messenger RNA of Rhinichthys klamathensis goyatoka, 1093 nucleotides long. It is a transcript of the gene gja13.1, whose product is annotated as gap junction protein alpha 13.1. The record is from RefSeq and is a predicted model, not a curated record. Gene Ontology annotation, biological process: cell communication. Gene Ontology annotation, cellular component: connexin complex. Bases 124 to 978 code for a protein of 284 amino acids. NCBI's taxonomy places the organism in Eukaryota, Metazoa, Chordata, Actinopteri, Cypriniformes, Leuciscidae. The transcript has 2 exons.
ACGCAAUCUUAGUAAAGCCCAAAAAUCAAGGUUCAACUAUUCUCGGCUAUCACUUGGUAUGCGGCUUAGUUUCUAAUAGGAAGAGGUGCAACUCGCUAAAGGAAAGUCAGAGCAUCAGCAAACAUGGGAGACUGGGGAUUUCUCUCAGCGUUAUUAGACAAAGUACAGUCUCACUCCACCGUCAUCGGCAAAAUAUGGAUGAGCGUCCUCUUCAUCUUCAGGAUCCUGGUGCUGGGAGCGGCGGCGGAGAGCGUGUGGAGUGACGAACAAUCUAGUUUGGUUUGCAACACGUUGCAACCUGGUUGUGAGAACGUGUGCUACGACUGGCAGUUCCCCAUCUCGCACAUCCGCUUCUGGGUCAUGCAGAUCCUAUUUGUGUCCACUCCAACUUUGGUGUACCUCGGCCAUGCGGUGCAGGUCAUCCACCAAGAGAAAAAACUCAGGGAGAAGAUAAAAAGCCUUGGCGAGGGCCACAAGUUGAAGUCACCCAAAUACACAGAUGAAAGUGGCCAUGUCACGAUUAAAGGAAACCUCCUCGGCAGUUAUCUGACCCAGUUGUUUUUUAAAAUCAUCCUCGAGACUGCGUUCAUCGUUGGACAGUAUUAUUUAUACGGCUUUAUUAUGAUCGCCAAGUUUACAUGUUCCCAAUCUCCUUGUCCUUACACCGUAGAAUGUUUCAUGUCCCGUCCCACAGAGAAGACUAUCUUUAUCAUUUUUAUGCUAGUGGUGGCCUGUGUGUCUCUGCUACUGAAUGUCAUAGAGGUGUUUUACCUGCUGUGCACCAGGGUGGGAUGCAAGAAACGCUCGCAUCACAUCACUUCGCCAAGGAACCCCGCCAGUUUGCCAUCUUCCUGGCAGAUGACCUCGGAAGACGCUCUGAGGCAGAACAAAAUGAACAAGCAGUAUGAGAGCGGUCAGAGUCUUGGAGGAAGCCUGGAUGGGGCGAAAGAAGAAAAACAAUUGAUGGAAGACCAUUAGAUUUGGACUUUUGUAUCUCAGAAAUGUAACAAUUCUGCCAAGUUUUAAGAUAAACAUCUCUACAGUUCAUUUUCCAAAGCCCUUGACUGAUUGUCCAGUAUUUUACACACUUGAG